CCGGGAGAGGGUGCGGCGGGCUGAGUGUGCGCCAGCGCCCCCGGGGUCGUUCGAACCUGCGGCCGCGAGCGCAUCCCUAAACCUGCGGUAAGCCUGGGUGCUCCCGGGCCGCUCCGCCCGCCGCGGUGAAUGCGGCUGGGGCCGGAGCUGUGGCGGGGGAGAAGAUGCCACAAUCCGCGUCUCGGAAGACCGCGGUCCUGGGCUGCCGGUGUCAGGGAGCCCUGGUGGUGCAAACAGUCAAGUGCUCGGCUGCUCCGUGGGAGAAAGACUGGCCAGGAGAAAACAUGGCGACCUGCUUCCGUAAAAAUUACAGCCAAAAAAACCCUGUGCUCAGUUCUGCUGUAUCAUACGGGGUUGCUUGUUUUCAAAUUUAUUAUUAAGAAAUCAUAGCUUGAAAGAGGAAGGCUUUGGACUUAUGCUGGCAUGCUGAACAUUUUGCUUAAUAGUGAAGAUGUUUAAAGAAAGUCUCUGCGGUACAGUGAAUUACUUAAUAUGGCCCUUCUGGCCAUGCAUGGUCUUGUGACUUUCACACAGUGACUGGGUGGGACUAUGAAACUAAGGUGCUUGUGGCCCACCAAGGAGAUUGGACAGCUUGCUGCUAAUGCAAAUACGGUGCAUGGGACCCUUGUGAAGGUGGGACCAUGCAAGUAAGGUAUGUGGAAGUGAAAGAAGGGGAUCUGCCAGUUUUGCCACCCAGUUAGGUUUAAAGUGAGAUACGGGGAGCGAGAGAAAGGACCUGUACUGUAACACGGAAGGCAGCAAGAGACAGUGGCGCAGCAAUAGCAAGAGUGAUAGCGGCACAAGAUGGCAGCAGACCAGCAUGAGACGGCUGCGGUGGGGCUUGCCGACGCACGGAGCUAAGAGCCAUAACACUUGCCUGAGAAGGCUCCGAGUGGGGCCCAGCAGCAGAAGGCCUGGUUGUAGAAGGCAAGAAGAAGCUGUUCUGAUCAAGAAUUGUAUCCUGAGUUGUUCCGGUUACUUCUGAGUCAUUCCCAGUCCCAAGUUGUACCUUGUUACUUCACUAAUAAACCACUUAACUAGCAUCUUGAGGAGAGGGAAAACAAUUAUCUGAACUCUUUCCAUCAUAAAUUUGAAAUGUUGAAUCUAGAGUAGGCACUAAAAAAGAAACCAAACCCAUUGCCGUCAAGUCGAUUCUGACUCACAGCAACUCUAUAGGACAGAGUAGAACAUGAGGGCGGAGUAGGAAACUGAAAAUGGCCUUUCAGUUAUGCUAGGUCUAUAAUGGGAAGUGUCACAAUUCGAUAUUUCUGUUAUGGAUGCCUUUUUACAUCUGUGACCUGGACAGCUCUGCUCUUUGUUUAUUUCAACUUCAGUGAAGUGACUCAGCCACUUAAGAAUGUGCCCAUCAAGGGGUCUGGGCCCCAUGGGCCAUUCCCUAAAAAAUUCUUUCCCCGUUUCACACGAGGUCCAAGUCGAGUAUUAGAGCCACAGUUCAAAGCACACAAGAUGGAUAAUGUGAUAGAUAAUCAUAUUGAAGAUCCAGAAAAAGGCAACGUGAAAUUCUCUCCUGAAUUGGGUAUGAUUUUUAAUGAACGUGAUCAGGAGCUGAGAGACUUGGGCUAUCAGAAACAUGCCUUUAAUAUGCUUAUUAGUAACCGCCUGGGCUACCGUAGAGAUGUGCCAGAUACCAGGAACGCAGCCUGUAAAGAGAAGUCGUACCCAGCUGAUCUCCCAGUGGCUAGUGUUGUCAUCUGUUUCUACAAUGAAGCGUUUUCCGCCCUGCUCCGGACAGUGCAUAGUGUCGUGGAUCGGACCCCAGCACACCUGCUUCAUGAGAUCAUCCUGGUGGAUGACGAUAGUGAUCUGGAUGAUUUGAAAGGAGAGCUAGAUGAGUAUGUCCAAAAAUACCUCCCUGGAAAAACUAAAGUAAUAAGGAAUAAGAAGCGUGAGGGAUUGAUUCGAGGAAGAAUGAUUGGAGCGGCCCACGCGACAGGAGAAGUUCUGGUCUUCCUCGAUAGCCACUGUGAGGUGAAUAAGAUGUGGCUGCAGCCCUUGCUGGCUGCUGUCCGCGAGGACACUCACACCGUGGUUUGCCCCGUGAUCGACAUCAUCAGCGCCGACACACUCGUGUACAGCUCGUCUCCUGUGGUGCGAGGAGGCUUCAACUGGGGGCUGCACUUCAAGUGGGAUCUCGUUCCCCUUGAUGAGCUAGGAGGACCUGAAGGAGCUACUGCACCAAUAAAGUCACCGACAAUGGCUGGAGGAUUGUUUGCCAUGAACAGACGCUAUUUCAAUGAACUAGGGCAGUACGACAGUGGCAUGGAUAUCUGGGGAGGAGAAAAUUUGGAAAUAUCAUUUAGGAUCUGGAUGUGUGGAGGUAAGCUCUUCAUCAUCCCUUGCUCUAGAGUAGGACACAUCUUCCGGAAAAGGCGCCCAUAUGGGUCUCCUGAAGGGCAGGACACCAUGACCCACAACUCCCUGCGGCUGGCCCACGUCUGGCUGGAUGAGUACAAGGAGCAGUAUUUUUCCUUAAGACCUGACCUGAAGACCAGAAGCUACGGGAAUAUUAGCGAGCGUGUUGAAUUGAGGAAGAGGUUGGGUUGUAAAUCGUUUAAAUGGUAUUUGGACAAUAUUUACCCAGAGAUGCAGAUAUCUGGGCCCAAUGCCAAACCACAGCAACCCAUUUUUAUUAAUAGAGGGCCCAAACGUCCCAAAGUCCUCCAACGGGGGAGGCUGUAUCACCCCCAGACCAACAAAUGCCUGGUGGCCCAGGGCCGCCCGAGUCAGAAAGGAGGCCUGGUGGUGCUGAAGGCAUGUGACUACGGUGACCCGAACCAGGUUUGGGUUUAUAAUGAAGAGCACGAAUUGGUUCUAAAUAAUCUCCUUUGCCUGGAUAUGUCAGAAACUCGCUCAUCAGACCCACCACGACUCAUGAAGUGCCAUGGGUCAGGAGGAUCCCAGCAGUGGACCUUUGGGAAGAAUAGUCGGCUGUACCAGGUGUCAGUUGGACAGUGCCUGAAAGUGGUUGAUCCGCUGAGUCAGAAAGGCUAUGUUGCUAUGGCAAUCUGUGAUGGCUCCUCCUCACAACAGUGGCGGUUGGAAGGUUAGGGCGGAGGCCUCUCUGACUGGAAUGAAUGGUGGAUUCAUUCGGCUUUGCUGCCUCUGAAAAAUGUGAUGAUGUUUUAGAAAAAAUGAUGCUGGUACAGGGAAGACUCUCAGCUGACUUCCUGAUUGAGCAGAAGCACCUGGGAGAGGAUGACCAUUUUCUUGUCCUCUGUGGAGACAUCUGGGAAGACGAGCAGAGAUGAGGCAGCAGAUGAACGAGAUCGGAGCGCCGUGUGACACCAGCAGAUGAAGAAGUACCCUCCCCAAGACGCUGAUGCUGUUUCUGAGCUGCCAUUAAGGAUUUCUUGCUUAGAGAGGGAAGCCAGAAUGUAAUUUUAACUCAAAAGACUUGGUUUUGUACAAAAGAACAAAACCCAGGAAAUUGACAUUUCUGUUCAAAUUCAUUUAUGCCCCUUUUUAAUCCCUUUUAGUGAUGGAAUGUUUUUUAGCUCAUCAGGAACUUGUCAUGAUUUUGUUUCUUAGGAGCCUUCAUAGGAGAUAACUGUUUUAUUGUAUUUUGCUUCUGUUAGUAUCAGUUUAGUAUGUUCUAAAUAAUUUUUAAAACUGAAUCUACAUUACUUUUAAUUUCAGAGGCAUCAUUUAUAAGACAGUAUUUAAGAGGAAAUUAACUAUUAUAAAUUAUUUUGAUGAAUGAUGAUACUAUCUACAUUUAAAAUAAAGAAUCCUUUUGAUUA
Messenger RNA from Trichechus manatus latirostris (Florida manatee), 3761 nucleotides. It is a transcript of the gene GALNT11, whose product is annotated as polypeptide N-acetylgalactosaminyltransferase 11. Bases 1243 to 3069 code for a protein of 608 amino acids. Gene Ontology annotation, biological process: regulation of Notch signaling pathway; protein O-linked glycosylation. Gene Ontology annotation, cellular component: Golgi apparatus. The transcript is spliced from 15 exons. Lineage: Eukaryota; Metazoa; Chordata; Mammalia; Sirenia; Trichechidae. Gene Ontology annotation, molecular function: Notch binding; polypeptide N-acetylgalactosaminyltransferase activity. The record is from RefSeq and is a predicted model, not a curated record.